Molecule: messenger RNA, 3728 nt
Organism: Chara braunii
Lineage: Eukaryota; Viridiplantae; Streptophyta; Charophyceae; Charales; Characeae
Source: the annotation of a GenBank genome assembly
GUCUUCCUCACUGGAUCACACGUGCAAGAUAUGGAGUCUUUGCCUAGGUACAACUCUACGCACAAUUGUUUUCCCAACUGGAAUCAAUGUUGCUGUGAUGGACGCUGCCGAAUACUGCCUGUAUGCUGGCGGUACUGAUGGUCGGAUUUACGUCACGCCGCUGAAUGGAGGGAUCCCAACAUUUAAUCGCAACUCAUCGCCAAAUAUGUCUGGCUAUGUCCAGCUCAUUGGCCACUGCCAGGCGGUUACGAGCUUGGUCUUCAGCCUCGACGGUGUGACACUUGUCAGCGGCUCAGAGGACUCUACGGUGAAGAUCUGGGACACGAUCAGCCGGCAAGUUCUGAGAACGUUCAACCAUGGAAAAAGGUGUAAGCUCACCUUGCCACACGAAGAAGUGCUUGUGGCUGCUUCCUACCUAGAGGGUAGUGCAGCAAGAUGGUUGAGUGGGUUAGUGCAACUCCAGGGAUACGGUCAUGAUUUCCGCUCUUGGGCAGCCUCUCAGAAAAUGGAGGACUUCCUGAAGAUGGUGGAAGAGAGGUGGCAUGAUCCUCAGGAGGCUCAAAAGGCUACUGAUGCGAUCCUGACACUGCACACGAGGCAAUUUAAGUCAGUAAGGGAGGCCACCGAUGCUGUAGAGCGUUUGAUCUGUGUUCUAGGGGUACGCUAUGAACCCCAGGUCCUGUUGACUUCGUACCUGAGGACCUUAUCUCAGCCUCUCAGGAACCAGUUGGCAAAAGAGGCCAACAUCAAUAUGCACAACUUUCCUUCGUUCCGCAAGGUAGCCCUAGACCUUGAAGCAAAGAUAGGGCAUGGACAGUCACCCACAACGGACGAGAGGAAAAAGACACUACCUCCCAACUGGAAGGCGAAGGGUCGCAUCAUGUUCGUCGACAACGAUGGUUCAACCAUCGAGUUAGACGGCAACAUCCAGGAGGGAGUAGGUGCAGAGGCGGGUGGCAAAACUUCAGAGGGUGGAGUAGUCGCCGCCGUAACCCAGCAAAAAGGUAAAGGGACCGGUAGACGCCCUAGGGGAUCCCGGUCGAAGAGUCAAACAGACCCUAAUGCUCCUCCAUGGGAGAAAGCGGGUCUAUCUGAGGACGUGUGGAGAGAUCGGUGGGCACGGCAAGCAUGUAUCAAGUGUGGCCAAUAUGGUCAUAGCAUGUACAAGUGCCGCAACAGGAAGGUCACCGAGAAGAUCCCGCCUACUAUGGGGUCAGCGUGCAUGGUAGUCCAUGACUACCUAAAAGACAUAGAGUGUCUUUUCCCGUACGCGGAAGGGGAACAGAGGCAUCAUGUCUCAUUCCUGGUUAGCGACGAGCUCCCCAUGGACAUGCUAUUGGGUAUGUACUACCUCUCCGUAGCACAACCCCAGUUUGACUGGGACCGAAAACUGGUCAAACACACUUUGCCAAACGGGGGAACCGCCAGAUUACACAAGUUUAAGGCUAGUAGUCUGAUCGAUUCCCACGGAUGCUUGUGUGCGGCCGCGUUCUACAAUUAUUAUAAGCAAAAUCCGGAGGAGGGUAUGUAUCUGGUUUACGUCUCUGCUGCAGGCGAGCCGGUAAAAAUGCCGCCAGAGAUAGAGGGAGUAGUUGCCAAGUACCCUGAUCUAUUUGAGGAGCUUACAGGAAUUGUGGAGAGGGAGGUCGUCCACGCAAUAGAAAUUAUCCCAGGGUCUAGUAUUCCAAAGGGUAGGACCUAUCGGAUGUCUCCAGGCGAACUUGAUGAGCUUCGCCGCCAACUCAAGGAACUCAUAGAGAAGGGUUGGAUCCGACCGAGUGUCUCUCCUUACGGAUCUCCAGUACUAUUCGUACCUAAGAAGAAGGAGGGCACUCUCAGGAUGUGCAUUGACUACAGGGGCCUCAAUGCCAUCACUGUGAAGAACAGAGAGCCCCUACCGCGCAUCGAUGAUCUGUUAGAUAGAGUGCAAGGGUGUCGGUACUUCAGUAAGAUAGAUCUGAAGUCCGGGUACCAUCAGAUUGCAAUCCGGCCCGAGGAUCAACACAAAACCGCAUUUCAGACUAGGUACGGUCUGUACGAAUUUGUGGUGAUGCCUUUUGGCCUUUGCAAUGCUCCUGGCACCUUUCAGCACGCUAUGAAUCGGAUAUUCCAUGACUACUUGGAUAAGUUUGUCGUCGUGUACCUUGAUGACACACUUAUUUUUAGUAAGACUGUCGAGGAGCACGUAGCACACUUAGACAAAGUUCUCAAUCUCCUGCGACAGCACAAGUUCAAGAUCAACGGUGAAAAGUGCGAGUUUGGCCGCACUCGUAUCUUGUACUUGGGUCAUGAGAUCUCCGCGGAAGGGUUGAAGCCCGAUGACGCGAAGGUGGCCAGCAUUCGUGAUUGGCCACGACCUCAGUCCGUGACUGAGAUGAGAUCUUUCUUAGGAAUGACAGGCUACUACCGGACUUUUGUAAAGAACUACAGCAUAGUGGCCGCUCCUUUGACUGAUCUAACCCGCCUUGACACCCCGUGGGAGUGGACAGAUGAGUGCGAGGCUGCUUUCAGACAUCUGAAGCAUGCAUUGACGCACUAUGAAAUCUUGAAGCUACCCGAUCCUGAUAAGCCAUUUAUAGUAACCACGGAUGCUAGCCAAUAUGGCAUUGGCGCCAUGCUUGCGCAGCAAGAGGGGCCGAAGUUGAGGCCAGUUGAGUACAUGUCUAAGAAAAUGCCGUCUCAGAAGUUGGCUAAGUCCACUUAUGAGAAGGAACUCUAUGCGGUGUACAAGGCUCUCACCCAUUGGAGACACUAUCUCCUUGGGAGGUUCUUCAUCCUCAGAACUGAUCAUCAGACCUUGAAAUGGAUGAGAACCCAGCCGGUGCUCUCUGACGCUCUCAAGCGUUGGAUCGAAGUCAUUGAGCAAUAUGACUUUGGCCCUCAGUAUCUAAAAGGGGAGUAUAACAAGGUUGCUGACGCCCUAUCGCGCAGACCAGACUUCUCAGCAAACGACCAGGCUGAACAGAUGAACCACGCUGUGCAACACCUGUUAAGGCAUUACAUCAAGCCCAACCAGGUGGACUGGGACGAGAAGCUUGCUCUUGUCGCCAUUCUGUACAAUAACGCUGUACACAGCGCUACCGGGAAGAUGCCGGAGGCCGUAGAGCACAUGCAGAAGGCGCAGGCAGCAAUGAUAGAAUCUGAGAAUAAACACCGCCGCCCUUCUACAUUUCAGGUUGGGGACAGAGUCUGGGUCAAGUCUUCAGAACUGGGACAGGAGUUCGGGAUAUCCCGCAAACUCAUGUACUUUGGACCUUGGGAAGUUUUAGACGUAGUAGGGACAGAUCCUGAUGGUCCAUCAUAUGUCAUCCGUAUCCCUGGUCAUCUCAGAACUUACCCAGUCUUUCACGCCUCUAAGCUCGCUGCAUCCAAGGAAACUGAUAAGUUUCCCUCUCGUCGCUCAAUGCUGCCCCCAACCAUGGACGGAGAAGUUGACAUCGAUGAUAUCGUUGACCACAGGGAGAUGCCUGUUCAGAAGCCUCCAGGAAGGGGACGUCCUCCAAAGCCAAAGCUGCAGUUCCGUGUCCACUUCAGACACCACACAGAUCCGAAGGAGGACCGCUGGUUUACUCGGGAGGAAUUGAUGCAGACCGCUCCGCAAAUCGUUGCCCGCUAUGAGAAGGAUGUAUUGAAAGUAAAGCGCCAGAUGGCUCAGGAUUGAUCCUCUCAGAGGACUAACGAAGAUAUGGAGGAGGGAAUGCGAGGCUACGCCCGCUCAGCCCCUUCGG